AUGGCUCAAACCAUGAUGCGGAAAAUGGCUGUGAGCGGCGCGUGUGUGUUUGUCGGGCUCACAAGAAGAAGCAGCUCCCGUGCACUGGUUGCCGGAGCCAAGAACUUGUCUAGUCAGAAGAAGGAGCCACGUGUGCUGCCGGCGGAGGGGGAGGUCACCAAGUCUGUGUUCAUGUCGCAGUCCACUGACAUCUACAGCAACCUGGCGCUGGAGGACUGGAUGUACCGCAACAUGGACUUCUCCAACCACCAUGUCAUGAUGGUGUGGAGGAAUGACCCGUGUGUAGUGGUUGGCAAGCACCAGAAUCCUUGGAUGGAAGCCAAUGUGCCACUUCUGGCUGAGAGAGAGAUAGCUCUGGCCCGCCGUAGCAGCGGUGGUGGCACCGUGUACCACGACCGAGGCAAUCUCAACAUCACUUUCUUCACUCCUCGGGAGAGGUACAACAGGAAGUACAACCUGGAGCUUGUGAAGAGAGCUCUCUUCAGGAGCUUCAACAUCAAAUCUAUCAUCAAUGAAAGAGAGGACCUUCUUGUGAGGGACAAAUAUAAGGUGUCUGGCACAGCAGCCAAGCUGGGUCGUCUCACGGCAUACCAUCACUGCACCCUUCUAGUCAACGCCAACAAGGCGGAUCUCAGCAAGGCACUUGCUAAACGAGAGCAUGGUAUACAGACAAACGCGACUGCGUCCACGCGCUCCCCGGUGGCCAACCUCGGGGACCUCAACAACCAAGUGACGGUCGAGGGGCUGCAAACGGCCGUCGGCUACGAGUUCUUGAGGACCCCUGCCCUGCAACUCGACGACGGCGGUGAAGACCAGAUCGCGAAGCAACGUGGGUUCCAGUUCGUCAACCCGACCGACCAGUGGUUCCCUGGUCUAGCGGAAGUCAGGAACGAGCUGCAGAGCUGGGACUGGUGUUUCGGCAAGACGCCGAUAUUCACCGUGAGCCGAGCGUUCCCCGUGCCGGCUGAGCUACUUGCACCUUCGCGGUCGUACGGAGCCACGCAGGAGCUGAUCAUCAACAUGACCGUGGACAAGGGUCUGAUCGACGACGUGACGCUGAGCAUCCCGCCGGGGCUGGUGGCGUCGGGCUUCCACGGCGAGGCGGAGGUGGUGACGCAGCUGCGCGGGAAGCGCUUCACGGCUGAGGCGCUGGCGGCGCUGCAACAGGCGCUGCUCACGCGCCACCACCGCCCCGAGAGGAAGCUCGACGACACGGAACAGUUCGUCGCCAAGUGUUUCGACCAGGUUGUCAACACGGUCUAAUAGGCUGUAAC
Plutella xylostella (diamondback moth) is the source of this 1274-nucleotide messenger RNA. RefSeq names its product Lipoyltransferase 1 (gene Lipt1). Gene Ontology annotation, biological process: protein lipoylation. Gene Ontology annotation, cellular component: cytoplasm; mitochondrion. Lineage: Eukaryota; Metazoa; Arthropoda; Insecta; Lepidoptera; Plutellidae. Gene Ontology annotation, molecular function: lipoyltransferase activity. The record is from RefSeq and is a predicted model, not a curated record.